Sebastes umbrosus (honeycomb rockfish) is the source of this 2748-nucleotide messenger RNA. RefSeq names its product regulator of G-protein signaling 9-binding protein. Gene Ontology annotation, cellular component: neuron projection; photoreceptor outer segment. The record is from RefSeq and is a predicted model, not a curated record. Bases 1075 to 1818 code for a protein of 247 amino acids. Gene Ontology annotation, biological process: detection of light stimulus involved in visual perception; G protein-coupled receptor signaling pathway. NCBI's taxonomy places the organism in Eukaryota, Metazoa, Chordata, Actinopteri, Perciformes, Sebastidae. The transcript has a single exon.
GAUGUUAGAGCUUUUGUGAUUUGCCAUCCCAGCUUGAUAGACACCGCUGCACUGCCCACACUAGAGAACAGAGCAGCCAAUAACAGGAUGCAUUAUAAACCAGAUCCAAACCAAUGGGAGUGCAGCUUGCUUUGUUUCCCUCCCUGCCUGCAUGGUCUCUGUUUAGCGCGCACAUGUGACCUCGGAAGGCGCUUUACUGCUAUUUAAACAUCAUCAUUUGGGUGCUGAAGCGGAUACAGAUAAACACAACCCAAAAAAUGGCUCCGCGUAAUGGACGCUUUGGAGUAUUUUCACAGUGAAGAUCUCCAUUUCCCCCAUGCAGCAUCAUCAUUUCAGCAUCAUCUGAGAACAUUAUAAAGGACUUGAAGGAGAAAGGUAUAUUCUCUCUCUCUCUCUCUCUACGAAGCGGAAUGUUGUGACACCUGUGGCUGAAUCUGGAUCUCAAUCUCCCUAAAAAAAAAGGCAGGUCGGAUUGCUUCACAUCCAUCCAUUCAGCAUCCAUCCAUCCGCCCUGCAGGAGAGGAGAGGAGAGGAGAGGUCUGAUCUCGAGUGCUGUGAAAGCGCAAAGGUAGACCUAAAGCCAUUUAACGGACGCAUUAAUAUCUAAGCCGCUCUCUGUGGCUGCUUGCAGACAGGAAGGAGCAUGGAUAGAGAGGAAUUUGCUCUGCUGAGGGGAUUUGUAGAGCUGCUGGUGGGUGUUGUAUGCUCCUGUUGAAACUCAACUAAAGGACAGUGGAUGAAGCGCAGCUCGCCAUUUCUCUCCAAGCUUUUCAUAUUUUUGGUGUGUCAGAGCUAUUUGCUCUGACUGGUGCUCUGAGGGGAUUUGUAGAUCUGCUCCUGUUGAAACUAAACUAGUGGAUGAAGCUUCAUCACUAACAACAGCUUUGCCAUUUCUCCUCCAAAGCUUCUUUUGUUUGCAUAUUUUUGGUGGGGUUUUUUUUUAUCAAUCAUUCUCCUGUUGAAACUAAACUAAAGGACAGUGGAUGAAGCGUCGUCACUAACACAGCUUUGCCAUUUCUCUCCAAGCUUUUCAUAUUUUUUAGUGUUUUUUUAAUUUAUUUAGAUUUAUCAAUCAUGGGUAAAGAUGAGUGCAAAACAAUGCUGGACGCUUUGAACAAAGUGACCGCCUGCUAUAGGCAUCUGGUCAUCGCAUUGGGCAGCACCUCGGACUCGCAGAACCUGCGCGAGGAGCUGAAGAGGACGCGCAAAAAGGCGCAGGAGCUCGCGGUGGCCAACAGGACUAAACUGACCUCUCUGCUCAAAGACAAGAGCACCAGCAAGGAGGACCGAGCCGAGUACGAGCGCCUCUGGGUGCUGUUCUCCAGCAGCAUGGAGCUCCUGGAGGUGGACAUGAAGAGGUCUCUGGAGAUAGGGCAGGAUUUCCCCUUGAAAGUGCCCACGAGACACCUCAUCCAGACAGGUAUGACAGGUAGCACCACCACCGUGGCCGCGCGCGCCAUGAGCGUGCAGAACAUGAAGUACGAGGCGGACAGCAACAUCGACACGCAGGACCUCCGAGACCUGCAGACCGAGAUCUGCCAGAUGAGCCACAUGAUGGAGGAGAUGGAGAUGAAGGUGCAGGUGGCGCCGUGGGCCGUGGAGGCGAAGCAGGAGGCCGGAGCGGAGCUGAAGAGCAACAUGAGCGUGGGGAACUCCUCCGUGGGUGUGAUCUCCAUCUGCGAAGAGGAGCCCAAGGAGGAGGAUGGAGGAGGAGGAAACAGGGAUGCUGGCUUUGCCUCCAUCUGCGCCGUGCUCGUGUUCUUUGUCAUCGUCACGGUGGCUUUGGUUCUUGGAUAUCUGGUCAUCAACAUGUCAUGAAAUGUCACCAACAACCUGCAGCCCAACCUGAUGAUGGACACCCAUGUGCGGCUCCCCACGAGCGCGUCAUAAUAAGAGCCAGCAGCUCCACAAGACAGAGAGAAAGAGCUCUUUUGAUUAUUGAAGGGGACAUGGGAAGUUAUUUUCUCGCAUUUGUUUGAAUGUAUUUGGUGGAGUUGAGGGAGUUGCACUAGAUAACAAAAAAAAAGUAGAACAAUAUAGAAUGGAUGGCAAGAAUUUGAGGUUAACCUUCCUGUUGUCGCGUCACACCGGUGGUCAUAAUAAGAGCCAGCAGCAGCUCCACAAGACAGAGAGAAAGAGCUAUUUUUUAUUAUUAUUGAAGGGGACAUGAGAAGUUAUUUUUUCUCGCAUUUGUUUGAAUGUAAUCUGGUGGAGUUGAGGGAGUUGCACUAGAUUUAAAAAAAAAGAAAAAAAGUAGAACAAUAUAGAAUGGAUUGCACAAUUUAAGUGAGGUUAAGUAUUUUGAGAGGCCAAGGGGUGGUGUAUUUUUGGAAGAGAGGGAGGGGAAAAAAAUUACAGCUCCAUAACACAGAGAAAGAAAGAGCUCUUUUUUAUUGUUAUUAUUGAGAAGACAGAGAAGUUAUUUUUUCUCGCAUCUGUGUGAAUGUAUUCGGUGGAGUUGAGGGAGUUGCACUAGAUUUAAAAAAAAAAAAAAAAAGUAGAACAAUAUAGAAUGGAUGGCACACAUUUGAUGUUGACCCUCCUGUUGUCUUCGGGUCAACCCGUUUUCAAACUUCAUUAUAUCAUAAAUAUGGAUGUCUUUUACCUAAUUGCCCCAAAAUUACAUGGAUGGUUCCCUUAUAUGGUCUUUGCAAAAAAAUAAAAUAAUGACCACUACUUUCGUUGCAUUAUGGGUAUUUUAUCCAAAAUUAUAGCACCUGUGGUGCAAUGUGUCACACUUUCAUUAAA